Messenger RNA from Trichoderma atroviride IMI 206040, 1875 nucleotides. Lineage: Eukaryota; Fungi; Ascomycota; Sordariomycetes; Hypocreales; Hypocreaceae. The record is from RefSeq and is a predicted model, not a curated record.
AUGGCCUCGUCCAUCAUCCUGUUAAUCGCCAUGACGGUCCUACUUGCUGCAUUUAAUCACAAGCCGAUUUUUGACGACAGGAUAUGGACUCUCAACGCCCUCAUCUCUACGCUGUCGACUGCAAGUAAAGCCUGUUUACUGGCCGCCGUCGCAAGCUGCAUCAGCCAAGAAAACUGGGUUCUAUUCUCCGGAAAGCCACGGCGUCUAUACGAUUUUGAACUGAUUUCCGGAGCGAGCCGUGGGCCUUUUGGAAGUUUCAAGGUCUUGACGAGCUUUAAACUUCGCGGGGGUGGUCUUGUGAGACUUGGCGCUUUGGCGACGAUCUUGACGCUUGCCAUGGACCCGUUUUCGCAGCAAUUGGUUCAACUCCACAGUAGCCAAGAUCGUAGAGUUGAUGAAGCUAGCAUUGCCUAUGCUUCUCGAUACUCCCAAGGCACGCUGGUGAGCGGCAUGACCGCGUAUAGUAUCACCAAGGACGGACAUGUCAAAACUCAAGGUGCAGAUGUUUACGCCAAUGCGGACUUUGCAAUGCAAGCCGCCGUCGCCUUUGGGCUUGCGGCAGACGCAGACGCAAUCAUGGAACAGGCUUCGUUCCACUGUCCUGGUGUCGAAUGUGACUUUAAACCUCUGGAGUCCUUGUCUGUGUGCAGUCAAUGUUCUGAUGUAACUGACAGCUUAAAGAAGAACACAUUGAGUAUGGGAGAUCAAUACUCCAACCUUCAAUACGACCCGAGUAUUGCAGAAGCUCAAGCAAACUGCACCGAGUAUAGGCUGCCCAACGGCCUGUUUCUGAACAAUAUGGACCACAAAUAUGGACCCAGAUCCAGCAUGGUGUACAUGAGCAUGCUUGGCACAUCUGACCAAGACAAGACAGUGGCAAUGAAAGAUGUUGACACCCUCAUUUGGUCUCAAACGGUCAUCAAAGUGGACGCGGAUCCGAAUUCCAAUUCCACCAAGACGUGGCCAGAUUUUAAAGUCAGCGCGUCAGAAUGUGCACUCUACUACUGCACCCGGCGUUAUGAGGGAGACUACAAAAUCGGAUUCAUCAAUAUUACCUCAACGGAACUGAAAGAUCACAAACGUAACCCCCAAUCGUGGCAGCCAUUGGAUCCAAGGUUUCAAUCGGGCCAUGGAGUUGCAGAAAAAGUCGUCAAGAGCCUAGCAUAUGAUCCACAGGAAUCAAUUAUUCGUCGCACAGACUUGCAACUAGGGACAACAGCCGGAUGGAACAUUUCAGAUGAAGCUGUUUACGGAACCAGUUACUACAUGCAGACUCUCUUCGCUAAUUGCCUCAACAGUCCCGAGAACUGCACACAGGCCGUUGAGAGCUGGGGCGUCCCCAAUGGAUUCUACAUAUCUAGACUCUCAAAUUUUAGCGGCGAGGAGAAGCAAGCUGAACAAUUCCGCCCUAGUGUUGCCAAGGUGCUUUGGGAGACGGAAGAUUAUGAACAAGUUUUCGAUAACAUCGCAGCGAGCAUGAGUAAUGCCAUUCGGAGCGGAGCUGAUGGUGGGCAAAUCGAAAAGGGCGAUGUCCUACAACCAACAACUGUGUAUGUGGUGGCGUGGCCAUGGAUAACUCUGCAUGCCGCCAUCGAGUUGGGAGGCCUAGUCCUUCUUGUACUCAUUAUCAGGUCAUCAGGCUCGAAUACCGCGCAUAUAUGGAAAUCGAGUGAGCUGGCUGUCUUAUCCAAGGGUGCUGCACUGGGCGACGUCUUCAAAGAAACCCAUACAAAGGACGAACUAGAAGAGCGGGCUAAGAACAUUCCUACCGUCUUAGUAAACAAGCACGAGAUGGGCCAAGUUGAGGGUUCUAGUGACUUUCUCUUGACUGAUAGAAGAAACGUAGCGUGACAAGAUUUAGCUCCAGAAUUAUAC